CUAAAUAUUUAACAAGCAGGGAACAAAGGUGAGCCCUACAGGAUGUCAGUGCAGAAGCUGAUGCUCGGAGCAGACCUCCAACCAUGCAGAGCCUGUGGUCCCUUUUCCUGUACCUGUUCGGGCUCCUGGUGGAUGCCUUCUCCCUGUGUGAGAUGCCAGCAAAGCUUCAUGCCAGCAAGCUGGACCGAGACCAGUACUUUGGCACGUGGUUCUUCACAGCGGCAGCUUCAUCGUUCCCCUCCUCUCUGGAGCCCUUCACCACUACUGACAGCAUCAUGUUUCGUAUGACCCAAAGCGACAGUCCAGAACGGCUGCAGCUGAGAGCUGCCAUCCGAUUGAAGACAGGCCAGUGUGUUCCCCGGUCAUGGAUUUACUUGCUUACGGAGCAGAGUGCUGAUCUGGCUACAGAAGGCCGGCCCUACAUGCGGACAGAGUUGUUCACUACCAAAUGUCCGGACUGCAUCAUGGUCAAGGAAACAGACCAAGGUUACCAAAGGAUCCUCUUGUAUUCCCGUACCCUCCACCCUGCUGAGAACUGUAUCACAGCUUUCAAGAGCCAAGCUUCCUGCUUGGAUAUGGACGAAUUCCUGCUGAUCCCCAGAACGCACAGUGCCUGUAAAUUUCAAGAAUCUUGAACCUAACAUUCAUAGCAGCUUCAGACCCGCUGUGGCAGGAAUUCAUCAUCCACUGAAGUUGACUUGCCUUGGUCAACUGGAGCAGCAGCUGUCUGGGUGCUGUGAAAUAAAAUUCCUUUUCGGAUGGUCAAAAA
Molecule: messenger RNA, 769 nt
Organism: Heteronotia binoei (common prickly gecko)
Lineage: Eukaryota; Metazoa; Chordata; Lepidosauria; Squamata; Gekkonidae
Gene: APOM
Product: apolipoprotein M
Exons: 7
Coding region: 84-635 (183 amino acids)
Biological process (GO): high-density lipoprotein particle clearance; cholesterol efflux; high-density lipoprotein particle remodeling
Cellular component (GO): low-density lipoprotein particle; high-density lipoprotein particle; very-low-density lipoprotein particle
Molecular function (GO): phospholipid binding; lipid carrier activity
Source: RefSeq, a predicted model, not a curated record